GUCUUUGGGCGCGACUCGAUUUUCUUCGCGCCUGAAUCUGUCUUUCUUUUUCUUUCUCUUUCUCCUUCUCUCUGUUCCCCUUUUUCUCUUUUUCUCUCCGAUUGAAUCCUUUUUUCACCCUUUCUUUCGUUAUAUGAUAACGAUUUCUCUCUCCGUUCUUUGUCGUUUUUUUAUUGACACGUCAGAUGAUUCUAGAAUAAAUAAGUUACCUCUUGAUACCCGCUUCUAGAUGCUAAUAAAUUACAGUAAGAGUGACUACUCGAGAAACACUUCACACUUAAUCGUUAGAAAUUCACUAGUGUCAAGGUUAAUGGUGAAUAAAUAUUAUUUAUGGAUCAUAUUGAUAAUGAUAAUGAAAGGAGCAUUAACACACCGUGCGGCAUGCUGUGCUAUUAAUUUACGCGGAGCUUUCGAAAAGCCUUGAGGCUGAACGCCGUGCCUCUUUUCUGUUGUAUGAAAUCACGCUAUUUCCACGGAGUAACUAUUAUAUGAAAAUUACAUGCUAAAAUUAAUCAUGGAUAAUUACCAAGGGACAAGCACAUAGAUAAAAGAUCUAAUGAAAAAAUAAAAAGAAUUAUAGGGGAAACUUGCGCUUUCUCGACAUAAUCUCGCUUUGAUCCUACAGAUGAUGAAGAUAUGCAAAAUGAGUGGAGUAAUGGUUAAAAACAUUAAAACACAUUUUACAAAUGAUACAUAUGAAAAGAAAUUUGGGUUAAAGUGUUCCAAAGAUUGGAAAAUUUAUGAAUUGUUAAAUAUUCCAGGACUUAUUUUCAUUAAAAAUCCAUUUACGACAAGUGGUCAUCAUUAUUGGAUCAUAAAAUGUUUGAAGGAUUAUUCGAGGAAACCAAAUAAAUUAAAUUUAGAUGCUCAUAAUAUUUUAACUGAUGAAACUUGGUGGGACAUAUGUUUCAGGUCCAAUAAUAAUAAUAGAGCAGAAAGUUUACUCCCAAAGUUAAGAUGGGCAACACUGGGAUACCAUCACGAUUGGGAUACAAAAGUAUAUUCUGAAAAUUCUAAAACACCUAUGCCUAUUGAACUUAUUGAAUUAACACAGUUUCUGGCUAGGGUAUUAAAUUUUCCGGAAUUUAAAGCAGAAGCAGCUAUUAUCAAUUAUUAUCGAAUGAAUUCUACGUUAGCAGGACAUACUGAUUGUUCUGAACCAAACGUAGAAGCACCGCUUUUUUCCAUUAGUUUUGGACAGACUGCUAUAUUUUUGAUAGGUGGUCUUUCGCAAGAAGAUCCUGCAGAUGCUUUAUUUUUACGAAGCGGUGACAUAAUAGUAAUGACUGGUAAAUCGCGUUUAAGAUAUCAUGGAAUACCUAAAAUUUUAUCAUCCCAAUUAGUUCCUUGGGAUAUGGAUGAAACAGAGACUAAUGAAAAUGACUGGAUUCAUGCCAAAAAAUACAUAUCUAAAGCUAGAAUAAAUAUAAACGUAAGACAAGUAUUAAAAGCUAGCCAAUUGACUUUAUCUUAAAUUAUAAUAGCAAAUGUUAUACAGUGAUGUAAAAAAGUUUAUACGAAACUAUGUAUUUGUUUUACCUCUUAAACAUAGCUAUUAUCGUAAUAAAAACUUAAUUUAAAGUUAUUCAAUAAAAACUUAUGUAAUAUAUUAUUUUAAGUCGCUGUCUUUGUCUUGUUCUAUUACAUUAUGAUAAAAAAUAACAGAAAUAUUUAAAAAAUCCCAUGCUAUUGUUGCCAUUCGUGUUAAAAAAUAUUGAGACUUUUUUGUAUGGUCUUGCUUUGAAUUUACCGAUUCACUAGCAUCUGCAUAAAUACGAAUAUUUGGAAGGCAUGAUGAAGAAACACUUGAAGUUAAAUAUGGUUUGAGUAUUAUAUUAGUAGCAUCAUGUAUUGCUGUGUUCAAAAUAAAAUUUUUUGAAAUAUCUGGAG
Vespa velutina is the source of this 1890-nucleotide messenger RNA. RefSeq names its product nucleic acid dioxygenase ALKBH1 (gene AlkB). Gene Ontology annotation, biological process: oxidative RNA demethylation. Bases 626 to 1474 code for a protein of 282 amino acids. Gene Ontology annotation, molecular function: broad specificity oxidative DNA demethylase activity; oxidative RNA demethylase activity; ferrous iron binding. Lineage: Eukaryota; Metazoa; Arthropoda; Insecta; Hymenoptera; Vespidae. Gene Ontology annotation, cellular component: nucleus; cytoplasm. The record is from RefSeq and is a predicted model, not a curated record. The transcript is spliced from 5 exons.